AUGAAGUUCUUAGUAGUUCUUGCUGUUUUGGUGGCUUGCGCCCAAGCUGGCACUGUUUCCGAUAUCGCUCAAAAGCUUAUUCCAAGUUUUAACAACAAUUUUGUCAUCAAGGGCCAUGAUGCUGUACCUCAUACCGCCCCCUAUAUUGUUUCGUUGAGAAAAACUGCCAACCAUUCUCAUAGUUGCGGUGGUACCAUCAUUGCCAAGGACUGGAUAUUGACUGCUGCUCACUGCAUUAGUAAUCCCAUUGGCAUGGCUGUUGUAGCCGGUUUACACGAACGCACCAUCCUUGAUGAGAAGUCUCAAUCCCGUGUAGUCGAUUGGGGAAAAGUACAUGAACAAUACACUGGUGGUGUGGGUCCUUACGAUAUUGCUAUUCUGCAUCUUUCCGAACCUUUGCAAUACAACCAAUAUGUUCAACCCGCCUCAUUGCCUGCCAUUGAAGAAAUCCACUCUGGUGAAGUCCAUUUAUAUGGUUGGGGACAACCUAAAGCUUACAUUUUAACUGGCGCCAAAAUUUUGCAAACUGUUGAAACGGAAAUCCUUGAAUUUAAUGCCUGUAAAGCGGCUUUAUCUGAAGAUGCUCCCAUUGAUGAAACCAAUAUUUGCUCUCAUACUUUGAAAACAAGUAUUUCAGCUUGCAAUGGUGAUUCUGGUGGCCCCUUGGUCAUUGAACAUGAAGGUGCUCCCUCUGAAUUGGUGGGUAUUGUUUCCUGGGGCUACAUUCCCUGUGGUUUGGCUAAAUUACCCUCCAUCUAUACACGAGUUUCUGCCUAUAUUGACUGGGUUGCUAAAAUCCAAAAUGCCUACUAUGUUUUGUACUAA
Messenger RNA from Calliphora vicina (urban bluebottle blowfly), 825 nucleotides. RefSeq names its product lectizyme-like. NCBI's taxonomy places the organism in Eukaryota, Metazoa, Arthropoda, Insecta, Diptera, Calliphoridae. Gene Ontology annotation, molecular function: serine-type endopeptidase activity. The transcript has a single exon. Gene Ontology annotation, biological process: proteolysis. The coding region runs from base 1 to 825 and encodes 274 amino acids. The record is from RefSeq and is a predicted model, not a curated record.